ACCCAAUCCAUCCACACACUUUCUCUCUCCAUAAACGCAACACAACAGAAGUAGUAGGUGGAAAGCAAUGUCCCUUCCUCUUUUCUCUAUCUAACCGCUAAAACCUUUUUUUUUUCUUCCUCUCUUACAUCUCGCGGCGGAGACACGGAGGAAUCCUGCGACGGCUGAUCGGUGGCACUGUUGUUGUUUCCUUUGAGUGAGAGGAGAUAGAGAGAGAGAGGAGACUUUGGUUUGGUGAUGAUUGUUUGUCUCUUUCUAUUGUAUAAUCGAAACCCUAUCAAUUGGAUCUGAGAUUAUGCUGUUGAGGCAAUGGAUGCUUCUUUAGCGGCUUUGGAGCGGCCACGAGGUGCUGCUUCUAAUACGGUUUAUAAGAGUGGUCCACUUUUCAUAUCCUCCAAAGGAUUAGGCUGGACGUCUUGGAAGAAACGCUGGUUCAUCCUCACACGUAUUUCGUUGGUCUUCUUCAAAAAUGAUCCUGCUACACUACCACAAAAGGGUGGUGAAGUUAACUUAACCCUUGGUGGCAUCGACUUGAAUAACUCUGGAAGUGUUGUGGUGAGAGAGGAUAAGAAAUUGUUAACGGUAUUAUUUCCUGAUGGGCGUGAUGGGAGAGCUUUCACUCUUAAGGCUGAGACAUUUGAAGAUCUGUAUGGCUGGAAAACUGCUCUUGAGCAGGCUCUUGCACAAGCCCCUAAUGCAGCACUCACCGUGGGUGAUAAUGGAAUGUUCCGUGCUGAAAAUAAUGAGGCUGUCGAAGGGCGGGAUAAACGUCCAUUAAAAUCCUUGGUUGUUGGAAGACCAAUAUUACUUGCUCUUGAAGAUAUUGAUGGAAGCCCAUCAUUCCUCGAGAAAGCUCUUCAGUUUAUUGAGAAAUAUGGAACUAAAAUUGAAGGAAUAUUAAGACAGGCUGCUGACGUGGAAGAGGUGGAACGCAGAGUUCAAGAAUAUGAACAGGGCAAAACGGAGUUCACUUUUGAUGAAGAUCCGCAUGUUAUUGGAGACUGCAUUAAGCAUGUGCUGAGGGAAUUGCCUUCUUCUCCGGUUUCAGCAUCUUGUUGUACUGCCCUGCUGGAAGCUUACAGAAUUGAGUCUAAGGAGGCUCGCAUUAGUUCAUUGCGCUCUGCUAUGGCGGAAACAUUUCCUGAACCUAAUAGACGUUUACUACAACGGAUUCUGAAAAUGAUGCAUACGAUCUCGUCUCAUUCCCACGAAAAUCGAAUGAACCCAUCUGCUGUAGCUGCUUGCAUGGCUCCUCUGCUCUUACGUCCUCUUCUGGCUGGUGAAUGUGAUCUAGAGGACGAAUUUGAUAGCGGUGAAGACAAUUCUGCUCAGCUUCUUGCUGCUGCUAAUGCUGCCAAUAAUGCUCAAGCCAUCAUUACUGUUCUCCUAGAAGAUUAUGGAAGUAUUUUCGAUGAAGAAAAUAUUCAAAGAUGUUCCAUUUCAACGGAAUCGCAUAUUGGUAAUAGUGGACCUGAUGAUUCUAGUGAUGAUGACAACAACUCAAAAAGUGAAUAUCAUAAUGCAGAGAAUGAAGUAGAACCAGUGACAGAUGAUGAUAACGAGCGUGCAUUGAGUGAAAAAAUGAGUGAGAGCAGCGGAGGCAGAAGCAGCGAUCUCUAUGAAUACAAGGGAUUUGUUGCUGAUGAUUCUGAUAAUGAAUCACCUAGAGAGAUAAGUGGUCCAAUACGUAAUUCAAACGUACGAACAGAUCAUGUUGUGAGAAAUCUUUUCAGCAACUCCACGGAUCAACAAGCUGGAGAGCAGAUAGGUGAUGAUCCAACAAAAUAUGGAGGAAACUCAUGUCUAGUAAAUGGCGGCGAGUCUUUUCAAUCAGGGAAGGUACUAAAUGUACUCACUCAUGGAAAUACUUUGGCUGCUCCUGGUCUUGAAUCAUCUAGUGAGAAGCCCGUGAAUAAGGGCACACCCUCCUCUGUUCCUGCAAAGCGUGCAACAUUCUGGGGUCGUGGCAGUGCCAGAAAGAGAUCUACAGAUGGAUCGUUUGAUUCUUCAGGAGAAGACGAGCUUGCUAUACAGAGACUCGAGGCCACGAAAAAUGAAUUGCGACAACGAAUAGCAAAAGAGGCCAGAGGUAAUGCGAUACUACAGGCUAGCUUGGAGAGAAGGAAGCAAGCACUUCAUGAGCGUCGUUUGUCGCUUGAACAAGACGUGUCAAGAUUACAAGAGCAGUUGCAAGCGGAAAGAGAUCUCCGAGCAGCACUGGAGGUUGGUUUGAGCAUGUCCUCUGGACAAUUCAGCUCACAUGGUGUGGAUUCGAAAACAAGGGCUGAGCUUGAGGAAAUUGCUCUUGCUGAGGCUGAUGUGGCAAGGCUGAAGCAGAAAGUCGCAGAACUUCACCAUCAGCUUAGCCAACAACGUCAGACUAACUUCGGUUCUUUCUCAGAGGCGCGUGAUAAUCAUCAGUAUCUCCAGAAUCACAAUCCUCAAAAAAGGUUCCUUCAACAAGAUUUCGAUUCCACUCUCGCCUUUGUAAAUCAUGAAAGGAAACAACGACACGAGGAGAAUUCUCUGGGAGGGGAGUGGAGAAAUAGUAAAGGAGCAGGAUCUUUUGGUGUUGGCAAUAGCAGACAACCGUCUCGUAAGCAAAUACAAGAAUCAACUAACAUGGUCGACUCUAAAAGCAGUGAAGAUUCUCCAUCUGUUCCGUCGACUUCAAGAGCAUUAGAUAUAACAGAGUACGCAAGGCCUAAUCAUCCGUCAGCAGCUGCAUCAGCAGCUCUGGUGGAGUUAACAACUCGUCUUGAUUUCUUCAAGGAGAGACGUUCGCAGCUAAUGGAGCAGCUCCAUAGCUUGGAUCUUAACUAUGGCGGCUCUUCUUCUUCUUCUCAAGAUUUCAUACACAGGCCAUCUUCUCCAACUUGGAACUAACAUUUUAUGAGAAUAAUAAAGCAUCUGUUUGCUUUGUAUAUGUUUUUGGUGAUUGAUUAAUGAUGUGUAGCUUUUGCUCUGCUUGAAGACAAGAAUGACCUCAUUGUGUAUAUAAUACUUAAUUUUGUUCUGUAUUGUAAUACUCAAUAUUUUUUUUGUUUUGUUUUAUGUGAGGUUGGUUAUGUUUAUAAAUUCCAAUUGUAAAUCUCUCUUUUUCGUAUUG
Messenger RNA from Eruca vesicaria subsp. sativa (arugula), 3109 nucleotides. NCBI's taxonomy places the organism in Eukaryota, Viridiplantae, Streptophyta, Magnoliopsida, Brassicales, Brassicaceae. The record is from the annotation of a GenBank genome assembly.